Manduca sexta (tobacco hornworm) is the source of this 1425-nucleotide messenger RNA. It is a transcript of the gene U2A, whose product is annotated as U2 small nuclear ribonucleoprotein A'. NCBI's taxonomy places the organism in Eukaryota, Metazoa, Arthropoda, Insecta, Lepidoptera, Sphingidae. Gene Ontology annotation, biological process: mRNA splicing, via spliceosome. The record is from RefSeq and is a predicted model, not a curated record. The transcript has 6 exons. Gene Ontology annotation, cellular component: U2 snRNP. Bases 186 to 1001 code for a protein of 271 amino acids. Gene Ontology annotation, molecular function: protein binding; U2 snRNA binding.
ACUUACUUCCAUGCACAUUUUGUCUAUUCCGAAUUCUGCGUUAUUUGUAUCCGCGUCGUUUUGGUUUCGUAAAUAAUUUGUUCUAAAAUCCAAAGACAGUAUUCGUUUGCUUACGAAAGCAUACAAUUCUGUGACUGAGACUACCUCUUUAUUAUUGUAACUCCAGUGAAUAUUCCUGGAUCAAAAUGGUAAAACUAACAACAGAAUUAAUUCACAAUUCUAUGCAGUUUAUGAAUCCCUGCCGGGAUCGCGAAUUAGAUUUGAGAGGUUACAAGAUUCCGCAAAUUGAGAAUUUGGGUGCAACACUAGACCAAUUUGACACAAUUGACUUCUCUGACAAUGAUAUUAGGAAGCUGGAUGGUUUUCCUUUAUUGAAGAGAUUAAAAUGUUUGUUGUUAAAUAACAACCGAAUUGUGAGGAUUACUGAAAACCUAGAGCAAUAUAUUCCUAAUUUAGAAUCACUUAUAUUGACAAACAACAGUAUCACCGAGUUAGGAGACUUGGACCCGCUGGCAACAUUGCCAAAACUGAGAACACUUUCUUUGAUGCACAAUCCUGUAGCAAACAAAUCACAUUACAGAGCUUAUGUUGCAUUUAAAAUGCCAGAACUAAGAUUGCUAGAUUUCAGAAAAAUUAAACAAAAAGAAAGAGAUAAUGCAAAUGCAUUAUUUAAGAGCAAAAAGGGAAAGGAGUUACAAAAAGAAAUAUCAAAAAAAGCAAAGACAUUUGUACCUGGAGGCAAUAUGCCUGAUCCAAAAUCCACCAAUCUUACACCGCAAGAAAUCCACAAGAUCAGAGAAGCUAUCAAAAAUGCUUCAUCAUUACAAGAGGUGGAGAGGCUAACCAGAAUGCUCCAAUCAGGACAAAUACCUGGACAGAAACCAUUGCAGCCACAAAUACAACCUAAUGGUCAACGCUUCUGGAAUCCAGUUCUUUCACAAGAUCCAAUGGGUAAGAUAUAUUUAGCUUAUAAGUACAUAUUAUUAAUAAAAUUGAUAUAAUACAUUACUACUUAAUAAAUAUUUGAUAUUACAUUACACAUUUCAGAUGUCAGCAGAAGAAACUAAGCAGAAGCCAAUCUUAAUUUUUUUUAUAAUAAAGAAUGAACAAGAUCUUGAGCACAUCUUUUUUUAUGUGCUCAGGCAGAUGCAAUUGUUCAUACAUCUAUUUCUCACUUAAAUAUCCCUGUUGUGACCCUGUUUGUCUCUUUGUCUUAAAAAGUCAUGGAUUUGACCUAAUUUUGCCAUUUAUAUACAUAUAAAGUGUAGUUGAUAGUAAAAGACAUAAACAAAGAAUGCUAUUAAAAUAUGUAAAUAGUUGUAGAAUUUAUCAUUUACAAAGUGCCUUUUGGUCAACAUACCAAUUUAUAAUAUCUUUUUCAGUCACAUUUACAACAAGGCAGUAGCGACAUAAUAAACUUAUCAA